AUGGCGGUGAGGGACGUGUUUGUGGUACAUCAGUACUGGGUAUUUCUGAAGCAGCGUUAUAAUAGAAUGUUUGGCUGGAGACUUGGCAGACUUCCGUUUCGAUACAUUACGGGAGGCAUCCUGGGAGCGCGCGAUAACGUUGAAUUCGUUCAUGCGCUCCCGUUAGAUUGUGUUGAUGCUUGCGUGCAGUACGGCAGUGGCGCUCCGGUCACGUUUCUCGAUUUGGGUGAGACGCUGCCCGAUAAACGAGACCUGCAGCCCCAGCAGCACAUCUUUAUGGAUGUCCAUGCAUGGUUUGGAACGGAACUGUGGCAUGCCAUAUAUCGUCAACACGCCUGA
Eimeria mitis is the source of this 339-nucleotide messenger RNA. RefSeq lists its product as uncharacterized. NCBI's taxonomy places the organism in Eukaryota, Apicomplexa, Conoidasida, Eucoccidiorida, Eimeriidae. The transcript is spliced from 3 exons. The coding region runs from base 1 to 339 and encodes 112 amino acids. The record is from RefSeq and is a predicted model, not a curated record.